AGAAAUUGAGAUGCAUUAAAGGAGUUAAGGAAUUAAAGGAACUAAUGCCACCAAUGAUGUGGGAAUAUGAACGCAGCCAUCCCGCUAACACCUACAACCUGGUAUGUCAAAUUUGUAUGAAGUCACAACAAAAACAAGACAACGUAAAACCUCAAGGUUGUGUGCAUGCCUCCUACUCUCCAUCCCCCGCGAUGUCUCGUCACGCAUCCUUCCCUUCGCAUUGUUGCUCAACGCCAAAGGGGGCAUGAUUGACCCUGUGGUCUCGCUGGCAAAUGGCCGAAUCAGAGGAAAAAUUGUGUCUGUGAAAGAGACAGAGAUCAAAGUGAAGCAAUUCCUGGGAAUUCCUUUUGCUCGUCCUCCACUGAGGCACCUCCGACUUGCUGCUCCCAGAAAUGCAGAGCCUUGGGAGGGGGAAAGAGAUGGCACGCAGCAACCUGCUAUGUGUAUUCAGGAUGCUGAUUUAAUUGUGAAUGUUUCCAGAAUGAUGUCAGUGGAAUAUACUCCAACAGAAGUUUCAGAAGACUGUCUAUAUCUGAAUGUAUACACUCGAGCUGAGGCAAAAAGGGGUGACAAACUGCCAGUCAUGGUGUGGCUCCAUGGAGGAGGUCUGGUCAUGGGUGCUGCCUCUCACUACGAUGGUGCUCCGUUGAGUGCUUAUGAAAAUUUAGUGGUGGUAAUUGUUCAGUAUCGCCUCGGUAUUCUAGGAUUCCUGGGCACCGGUGAUGAAUACCUUCGAGGGAACUGGGGUUUCUUAGAUCAGUUGGCAGCUCUGAGGUGGGUACAGGAAAAUAUUGAGGCCUUUGGUGGUGAUCCUCAAGCUGUCACCAUUGCUGGAGAAUCUGCUGGAGGCAUCAGUGCAUCUAUACUGACUCUGUCUCCGCAAGCACAAGGAUUGUUUCAAAGGGCCAUUUUUCAAAGUGGAGUUGCAACAGUUGGAACCUACACUAGCAAACAUUCAUCAGCUCUUGUGAAGAUUGUGGCCAACUUGACUGGAUGCGAUGACAGUUCGUCACAGGAACUGGCUCAGUGCUUGAGAGGAAAAAGCAAAGACGAGUUAGUUGCUGCAACUAAAAAGAUGAAAAUUUACCUGGGAGGCGUGGUCGAUGGUGUCUUUCUGACUGAUACUGCAGAUGAGCUUCUAAAGAGGAAAGAAGUAAUGCCCGUUCCAGUUUUGAUGGGAAUAACCAACCAUGAAUUUGGGUGGAUUCUGCCUCAGAGUUUUGCUCUUCCUGGCUGGGCGAACGGUAUGACAAGAGAGUCUGUGCUCACAAUGGUGAACAUGUUCAAUCCUGAAGGGACAUCUUUAGCCAACAGUCUGAUUGUGGAUGAAUACCUGAAAACCGCCAACACCCAAGUUGCCAUUCGAGACGCAUUUACUGAACUCAUGGGAGACCUCCUGAUGACGCUACCUGUGGUCAAAGUGGCAGACUACCACACUGAUGCGGGCAAUCCAGUUUACAUGUAUGAGUUUGGGUAUUGUGCUGAAAUGCAUAAAGCCUUCAGGCCCCUUUUCGUGAAGGCAGAUCAUGGCGAUGAUGUCGGCUUUGUGUUUGGCGGAUGUUUCUGGCGUGGUCAUGUCAAAUUUAUGGGAACCAUUACCAAAAGGGAUGAACAACAUUGUUUAACUAUAAUGAAAUACUGGGCCAAUUUUGUCCGUACUGGGUCACCCAAUGGCCUGGGACUGGUCAUUUGGCCUCAGUAUGACAGGCAGAAGCAGGAGUACAUGGAGCUUGAUGUGAAACAAACUGUAAGACAGAAGUUGAAGAAGGACAGAGUCCAUUUUGCAACGGUCACUCUCCCUCAGAAAGUGAAAAUGUUAGCUGCAGCAACCACGUCUGGAAAGUGACCUCGGGAAAUGUUGGCCUUGUAUCCAUUACUACUUCUUCAAGGAUAGAGAUUACAUACCUCCAUGUUAUAACCAAGUGAUGUGAGAUCUUGUGACGUGAAAGUAUUGAUUAUUUUUUUUUAUCCUUCAAUUGUUUCCACAAGUACACCAAGAAAAAUACAAUGUACGUUUUACAAUACUAAUUGUAAUCAAUGGGAAUCGAUCUCUGCUUAAAAAAAAUACCUCCAUGGUUCAUUUGAAAGUGUAGUUUACAUAUAAUUGUUUUGUGACUUGUAUUUUGUAAUCAGCACUAGAGGGUAAAAGAAAAUAACGAGUGAUGACUGUCACGUCCCAUCGGAAAGGAGAGUAGGACCCAAAUGCAGGAACUCGGAAGACGCAAGGUAGUUCAAGAAGAGACACGUUUAUUGUAGGCAGAGGUCGAAGAUCGAGCAGGCAGUCCAGUGCAGCUGCGGUAGUUGUGACGUCGGGCGAAGAGAACAGAUGAGCGGACAGGCAGCAGUCGGUACACGGGAGAACAAUCAACGCAGGCAGAAGUAUCAAGGAGUCAGGCUUACAAGGUUGGUCGGAGAACGGACGAAGGUCGGUACACACCGGUUCAAUCAGGAAUUCGAGAGUGCUGGAACGGGACAUAAAGCUCAACGAACUGGCGGAGGACCAGUCGUCACCGGGUCCUAUAUAUACACAGGGGAUGAUCAGCCCGCAUGAGGCGCAGGUGUGUGCCUCCCAAUAAGCGGCUGAAGCGGCAGGAUCAUGACAAUGACAUCUCUUAAUCACAUAUGGAGAAGGGUUAAAAAGGUGAAUAGAAAUGGGUCAUUUGGACUUUUAAAGGUUAUUCAGGAAUUUAUUUCAAAAUACAUUAGAUAUUUGGAAAUCAAUGCUGAAAAUACAUGAUUUAAAUCAAAUCCAAUUGCUUUAUACAGUUCUUUUCAUACAUGAAAAUACAACACAAAGUAUUUUUGGGAAUUAAGACCAAUACUAAAAAUGCUAAGAAAUAUGCAAGGCCCACCCAUCCCACCCCACAGAAGAGGCCUUCACAAAGACCAUUGUGACCCAAGGAGACUGGGAUGGGUUUCUACAUUGUUCAGAUGCUCCCUGUCCCUCAGUCCACAGGGAAACUGUAGAAUGAUAUGCCCGCAGGUGAGAAUCCAGUGUGGAGGCUCCCAUGAGGAAACACCGGACUUUAAUUGAAAAGCUUAAGAAGCAAAGCAAAGUAAAUUUAUUGGAACAGCAUAUUCCAUACACUUCUUCUUCUUUUCCUUUUGGCUUGUCCUGUCAGGGGUUGUUGUUGUUGGAACCAGGCAAUAGCAUUGUUCAGUCGACUUCUAGUUCCAGAAAGGCAGCCACUUCCUUCAGGCGUUUCCACAGGUCCAUUACGGUCAGCAUAGUGGGAGCUGCUGCUCAGUUGAAGAUGUGCUGCGUGUCGUGAGAACCCUGUCCGCAUUUUUGGCAGAGUCCUGUCAGGGGUCUCCACAGCAUGUCAUCUUUUUCCAUGUGCACCUUGGUCUUCCCUCGCAACAUCCAUCAACCUUCUCUUUGAUCUUCCUCUCGCUCUUUUGGCUGGCAGCUCCAUCCACAGGACCCUUCCACCAAUAUACUCACUCUCUCGCAUCUGGUCAUGUCCAAACCAUCAAAGUUUGCUCCAUUUGUCUCCAAAACAUCCAACUUUGGCUGUCCCUCUUAUGACCUCAUUUCUAAUCCUAUCCAACCUGCUCACUCCUAACAAGAACCUCAACAUCUUCUGCUUCCUGUUGUCUCUUGGGUGCCACCGACUCUAAUCCGUACACAAUGGCCGGCCUCACCACUGUUUUAUAAACUUUGCCCUUCAUCCGAGCAGAGACUCUUCUGUCACAUAACACACCAGACACCUUCCGCCAGCUGUUCCACCUCGUUUGAACCCGUUUCUUAACAUCAUUACCAUACUCUCCAUUGCUCUGUAUUGUUGACCCCAAGUAUUUGAAGUCAUCCACCCUCGCUAUCUCUUCUCCCUGGAGCCUCACUUUUGCCCCUCCAUCCCUCUCAUUCACACACAUAUACAGUAUUCUGUUUUACUUUGGCUAAUCUUCAUUCCCCUCAUUUCCAGUGCAUGCCUCCAUCUUUCUAAUUGUUCCUCCACCUGCUCCCUGCUUUCACUGCAAAUUACAAUAUCAUCUGCGAACAUCAUGGUCCGAGGGGAUUCCAGUCUAACGUCAUCUCUCGAUUCCAUUACCAUACAUACAUACAAACAUUACCAUAAAGAAUAAGGUGCUCAGAGCUGAUCCCUGACACCUCAUCUCUGUUCUGCUGCCCUCUCACAUGUCCUGCACUAUCCUAAUAUAUUUCUCUGCCACACCAGACUUACGCGUGCAGUACCACAGUUCCUCUCUUGGUACUCUGUCAUAGGCUUUCUCUAGGUCUACAAAAACACAAUCUCCGCGUCCGUGUCUUACGCUCCAGCAUGAUAAUGCACAGCCCCAUGUUGCAAGGAUCACUUCACAAUUCCUGCAAGCUGAAAACAUCCCAGUUCUUGCAUGGCCACCAUAUUCCAUGACAUGUCACCCACUGAGCACAUUUGGGAUGCUCUGAAUUGCCGUAUAUGACAGUAUGCUCCAAUUCCUGCCAAUAUUCAGCAAGUUUGCAAAGCCUUUGAGGAGGAGUGGACCAACA
Syngnathoides biaculeatus (alligator pipefish) is the source of this 4489-nucleotide messenger RNA. RefSeq names its product carboxylesterase 5A-like. The record is from RefSeq and is a predicted model, not a curated record. The transcript has 14 exons. Bases 104 to 1846 code for a protein of 580 amino acids. NCBI's taxonomy places the organism in Eukaryota, Metazoa, Chordata, Actinopteri, Syngnathiformes, Syngnathidae.